AUGGAACCUGGACGAUGGACUGGGUCGGCUGCCGACUACGCACGGGCGGCGUCGCUGCCAAACCUCCUCCAAGGCAAGGUGCUCAAUGAGCAUGUAGAGCCUCAGUGGAGUUCAGACGGCACGCGGCUGUGGUAUUUGUGGCAGGUUGCGUUGGAUGGCCGCAACGAAGUGUGCGUCGUCGACGUGCAUACUGGCGAGUCGCUCGUGGACAACGAUCGCUAUAUGUAUCGACAUCGCGUCCAUCGCAUCAAACCGUACGAUUCGUGCCAUCGGGACUAUGCGGCCGAAGAAAACAUCGCGAGCCCGCUACGCGCUGACGGUGUACCUGUUAGUCGACUGCUCCUGUCCUGCAAGGCCUUAGAAAUCGCUAAAGACCUUGGCCUCUCAGCCGCUCAAUUCAAGGCUAGUCCAUCAUGGGUUGCAGGCUUUUUCCAUCGCUGGGGAAUGUCUAUGCGUGCGAAAACUCUUUCGGGGCAAUUAAACCUCGAAGAAGGCGAAGCUGCGCUCGAUGAGUUUGCAAGCAUUUACAACGCUGGCCAAACCGGGAUAAAUUACGAGGAUUUACCCAAAGAAACAAUCAACUCUAAGGGCUCCAAGACCGAUUGGAUCAAAUGCUGCGCUGGCCACGAAAACGAUUGCAUGACCGCAAUGGUUCUUCCAGACUCAAAGGGCACAAAGUACCCUCUGUUUCUUGUCCUAAAGUCGCAGAAGUCCAAGAUUAAAGAAGUCGUCGAAGACAAUGUUACCCAUCGAAAUGGCUUUGGACGACAAGUGUGGCAAGACAUCGAAGAACUGCAUGAGCGGCACCUUUCCCGCAUCUUUGGCAACCCUACGGCAUGGUGGAACAGUACGAUUUCAAUUGCGUUCUUGACGUACCACUUCGGACACCGCCAAGGCCAAAACGUCAAGAAAAUCCUUUUGCUCUGGGACGAUUUCAGUGCACACUUCACUGAUGACGACGUGGCCUACGCGAACAAGAUCAUCGAAGCAACUCACCCUCAAACGACCGAGCACGUUGAAGGCCGUCACGGCCAUGACCACGAUGGCCACGACCAACAAGGCAACGAUAACCAUCUCAACGGUUCGACAAGUGACGACAUCGUCAACACGGCAAACGCUCUCGAAUCCAUCCUACAAAUGGGUGUUGAGAACAUCGAAACCAUGGACUUGAAUGACGACGACGACGAACUACCCUUGGCGUAUUGGACAAUAACGCCGUUGGCAGCGCGUGUGUAG
Aphanomyces astaci is the source of this 1236-nucleotide messenger RNA. RefSeq lists its product as hypothetical. The record is from RefSeq and is a predicted model, not a curated record. Lineage: Eukaryota; Oomycota; Saprolegniomycetes; Saprolegniales; Verrucalvaceae. The transcript is spliced from 4 exons. Bases 1 to 1236 code for a protein of 411 amino acids.